Messenger RNA from Cynocephalus volans (Philippine flying lemur), 465 nucleotides. Its product is annotated as non-histone chromosomal protein HMG-14-like. Gene Ontology annotation, biological process: chromatin organization. Lineage: Eukaryota; Metazoa; Chordata; Mammalia; Dermoptera; Cynocephalidae. The transcript has 2 exons. Gene Ontology annotation, cellular component: chromatin; nucleus. The record is from RefSeq and is a predicted model, not a curated record. Gene Ontology annotation, molecular function: nucleosomal DNA binding. The coding region runs from base 1 to 420 and encodes 139 amino acids.
AUGAGAAGCUCGGGCGGCGGGAGGAGCGGCAGCGGCCCAGCAGCCCAGCUUUGCGAAGGCUCUCGGCGCGCCGCGGCCCGCAGGCACCCGGCACGCGCCCUCCCCGCCGCCGGGGUGCCCAAGAGGAAGGUCGGCUCAGCCGAAGGGGCAGCGAAAGAGGAGCCCAAGAGGAGAUCGGCGAGGUUGUCAGCUAAACCUGCUCCUGCAAAAGUGGAAACGAAGCCAAAAAAGGCAGCAGCCAAGGAUAAAUCUUCAGACAAAAAAGUACAAACAAAAGGGAAAAGGGGGGCAAAGGGAAAACAGGCCGAAGUGACUAACCAAGAAACUAAAGAAGAUUUACCUGCAGAAAAUGGAGAAACUAAAAACGAGGAGAGUCCAGCCUCUGAUGAAGCAGGAGAGAAAGGAGCCAAGUCUGAUUAAUAUCGUAUACCAAGUCUUAUCAGUGGUCCCUGUCACCCUUGUACA